AUGAGAAGUUUUGGCUUGUUUUCAUACCGGCCACACUGGGUCCUCCCUUUAACUCGAGAACACCGACGUAAUCGCCUUGAGUGGUGCAGACAACGGUCACUCUGGGAUCAGGAAUGGAACAGUAUUGUCUUUAGUUUACUGUCUGUUUUCGGCAACGAAGCGCCUCAUCAGUCGACAAUUUCCCGUUGGUAUGGAGAAUUCAAACGUGGACGGGUGAGUCUUAGCGACGAUCCCAAGGUGGAGCAGAAAGCAUCCAGGGUUAACUGGUGUCAAAAAACGCUUGACCGUUUCAAUUCCGGAAACUCAAAAAAUGUGUACAGCAUUGUUAUUGGUGAUGAAUCGUGGAUUUACUCCAACAAAGUCAUCCGUUCUCGAAGUGUUCCGAAAAAGAUGGUCGCGACUUUUGUGUCAAAACCGUGUCAUAUUGCAACAAUUCCUCUUAAUAAGCAAAGAACUUAUUUAACGGAAGAAAACGUGGAAUUAUUGGACCAUCCUCCACAUAGUCCCGAUCUAAGUCCUAACGAUUUCUUUACUUUGCCGAAAAUUAAAAACAGACUGCGUGGUCAAAGGUUCCACUCACCAGAAGAAGCAGUUGACGCAUUCAAAAAUUCCUUCGAGCGCAUGCAGAUGUGCAUUAAUCUUCGUGGAGAAUACUUCCAAAAACAAUAA
Acanthoscelides obtectus is the source of this 669-nucleotide messenger RNA. Lineage: Eukaryota; Metazoa; Arthropoda; Insecta; Coleoptera; Chrysomelidae. The record is from the annotation of a GenBank genome assembly.